CUGAUGAUUCCUUCUUCUUGCAUCACGUGGUUGUGAGACAUGCUUACUAGAUGUGUUCUCUUUCUUCAACAAGUUUAGUCAUGCAGGGAAAGAAGAAGGAAGGAAAUGCCGCUAGGUAUAUGACCAGGUCGCAAGCACUGAAGCACCUUCAAGUUAAGUUAAACCUAUUCAGGAGACUAUGUAUUGUCAAAGGUAUAUUUCCCCGAGAACCGAAGAAGAAGGUGAAGGGAAACCAUCACACUUACUACCAUGUGAAGGAUAUUUCUUUCCUUCAGCAUGAGCCGCUCCUUGAGAAGUUCAGAGAAGUUAGAACAUACCAAAAGAAGGUAGUAAAAGCCAAGGCCAAGAAAAACGAGGAGCUCGCACGCCUUUUGCUUACCCGACAACCCACUUACAAGCUUGAUAGAUUGAUCCACGAAAGGUAUCCCACUUUUAUUGAUGCACUACGCGACUUGGAUGACUGUCUUACGAUGGUUCAUCUUUUCGCGGUGUUGCCUGCUUCGGACAGGGAAAAGCUUGACGUUAAACGAGUCCACAACUGUAGAAGAUUGAGCCAUGAGUGGCAAGCUUACAUUUCUCGUAAUCAUGCAUUACGGAAAGUGUUUGUCUCUGUUAAGGGCAUAUAUUAUCAGGCUGAAGUAGAAGGUCAAAAGAUCACUUGGUUGACCCCACAUGCAAUACAACAAGUCUUUACAAAUGAUGUUGACUUUGGCGUCCUGCUAACAUUCUUGGAAUUUUAUGAGACGCUUCUUGCCUUUGUAAACCUUAAGCUUUACCAUUCUCUGAAUGUGAAAUAUCCACCAAUCCUUGAUUCUCAGUUAGAGGCUUUGGCUGCAGAUCUCUACGCACUGUCAAGAUACAUAGAUGCUAGCUCCAGAGGCAUGAAAGUUGAUGCUUCAUCUAGCUCACAGUCAAACGACCGCGAAGAGUCUGAUCUGAGACUUGCGCAACUUGAGCACCAGCUGCCUUCAUUGAUGCAUCUCGUUGCAGACAAAGAGGUUGAAGAGGAUGAAGAAACAAGAGCGUGCAAGUCACUCUUCAAAGACCUCAAGUUUUUUUUGAGCCGCGAGGUUCCAAGAGAGUCCCUCCUUUUUGUAAUUGGUGCAUUUGGUGGGAGAGUGUCCUGGGAAGGAGAAGGUGCACCUUUCAAGGAGGAUGAUGAGAGUAUUACACAUCAUAUCAUCGAUAAGCCAAGCUCAGGUCAUAUGUAUCUCUCGAGGGAAUAUGUUCAACCACAGUGGAUCUAUGACUGCGUAAAUGCUCUAAUAAUCUUGCCAGCUCAAAAGGAAUUACCGCCGCACCUGUCACCAUUUGUGGACAAUGAAGCAGAAGGAUAUGUUCCUGAAUAUGCUGAAAUCAUAAGAAGGUAUCAAGCAGCAGCCAGGAACGACGUUCUUCCGUUGCCAGGUGCUGCGAAAGAAGAUCCUCAAAACUUGUUAUACGCUGGUGUUAUGAGCCGUACUGAGGAAGCCGAAGCUGCUAGAGACAGGAGGAAGAUUGCGGCGCUGGAGAGGCAAUACCAUGAGGAACUCAUGUCGGAACUGAAUGGAGGUGCGCUUGUGAUGAAUGAAGGUGAGGGUGAAGAUUCAGAAGCUGAUGCAGAAAAUACGCAAAUCGCUCAAGAUGUUGCUGCUAUGGCCAAAUCAAUGAUGUCCCGUAGGAGUAGUAACCUAUACGACGCCAUCAUGAUAACGAAGAGAAGGGAGAAGGAACGUAACCAAUUACUCAAGCGGUGGAGAAUUUUGAAAAAUGCUCAAUAAACCUUUCUUUACAUUUGUGGUUUUUGCAUUAUCUAGUCUUUGGCCAAAUUCUAAAAUAUUUGAUUUUGAUUAUCAUACGUUAUGAAAGAUAUAUUAUAUGAAAUCCAAAAACUAGCAGAGUGUAUUUAAGUCUUUCAAAAGCGUCGCUAUCUCUAAUAUUCUUGAUGACUAGUAGAAACUGUUUCGAUUUGUUCUUAUCUAUGCCGAGAUAUCAGAGGAUGAAACAAAUAUUAUCUUUACUUAGAGAUAUAAAAGUGUUUCGCAUAAAAAAAAAAUUUCUGUUGUUUU
Molecule: messenger RNA, 2048 nt
Organism: Thlaspi arvense
Lineage: Eukaryota; Viridiplantae; Streptophyta; Magnoliopsida; Brassicales; Brassicaceae
Source: the annotation of a GenBank genome assembly